AGCAAUCUAGCGGUCAUCUGUUCGUGGCGACUGUUGUUGUUUUUUUCUGCCCGCUAAUUAGCUUCGCACCGGUUGCAAUGAAAAUAUUUGCUUACCUGCUGCUAUUGGCCAUCCACAUCAACGGUUUACACGCCUCUAGGUCCUCCACAUCCCAGCACGCGAUUAUAAGCGAGUGCCCCGGCCACAGUGUGCCCCAAAUCCGAGCAGAAGCGGCGGACUCGGAAAUCUCGCUGCUUUUCUACUACGUGUCCUGGGCCAGUGAGGCACGUCAGGCUCGCUUGGUCUACAAUGGCCUGGCCCACUACUACCAGGAGUACGCCUUCUUCGGGGCCAUCGACUGCUGGCAUCUGCAAUGCAACUGUAGCCGCACGUUGAUGCCAGCGCCUGGAGUCGUCGGUGCAGGUGGUUAUCCAGACAAGUGGCCAACGCUAGUCGUUCGCUAUGGACAGAAGCAAAUGCUGCAGUACCAGGGCGCCUGGAUUUUCGAGGAACUUGCCCGGUUCAUGAACCACCUGCUCCACCCCCUGGAUCGGGCGCACAGCGGUCAGGAGCUGGCAGCCAUUCGAAAGCACUCGGAUGCAGUGGUUCUGGGCCUGCUAGAAUCGCCGGACGAUCAGGCCUACAAACGGUACCUGGCUGCUGGACUGCGCUGGCUGGAAUUGGAUCCGGAAAGGAAUAUCCGCUUUACCGUAAACUUCGGCAGCAGUGCCAAGAAGAUGAUGAAGGCGCCGGACACCAGACUGCCGCAAUUGUUAGUGAUCGACAGUCGGAAUGGAGUGCAUGCUUUUAAUAGUACUUCCAGCGAUUGGAAAACAAUUGACAUUCUGCGCUGGGUGCGAAACACUUUAAAGAACAUGUCGCUGUUUUCCAACGGUUAUGGUACUCCCAUGACCAUUGCCAUGAAGGCGCGGCAUGUUCCCGUGCUUGCCAUGGCAGUACGAAUGAAUCAGAAUCACCAUGCCAGUGUAAUGGGCGAGGAGAUGGCCACCGCUCAAAAAAAACAAUCUGAGGGAUGUGAGGACUUCUGGAACAAAUCAGAGGAGCAGGAGGAAGAAUCAUUCUCCAUAAUGCAAGUUCCCAAGGAGCUCUUUCCCGAGACGGGACAAGGGCAUUGUUGUUUUCAAGCUUUGCAGAGAAAAAGAGCAACUUUGGCCAACUACUAUCGUAUAAACAAGUACCUUAAUCACCUUUGGCGGCAGUACGCUCACCAGAAUCACAUAAAAAAAAGAAGUGUGCCUUCAUUACUUGGGCUUCACUCGCGUAAUCUUUGUUUGGCUCACACGCAGCAUGGAACGCCAGGCAUGAAGAUCGGCAUUGCCAAGAUGGUCACCAAGUACGGUCAGCUUAUAUGGCAGCAUUCAGCAGAGCACGCUGCUCACAAUCGGUCGCUGGGAGUGGUGAUAUUCGAUUCAUUCAAGUAUCGGGACUAUUUGCAUCAGCUGGGGAUUCAGCAGCACCAUCAGCAGGUCCAGGUUUUCAUCGUGGACGCGGCAGAGGAGUCGUUGUACGUGAUGCCACAGCAACAUACGUUCUCAUAUGUGGCGCUUAAAGAUUUUAUACGUCAGUUUUACGCCAAAACUUUGCCCAGAAUUCAUAGAAAUGCACCGGCCACUGUGGAUUUGGAGUUCGACAAGAAUUACAACAGACAAAUGUUGCUGCAGACGCUCCAGCGACCCAACGCAACCAACGUGGUCUUUAUGCAUCGUCCUGACUGCGCAUUGUCUGCCGUUCUGUCACAAGCUUUCCUCCAAGUUUCGGCUCUGCUCAGCAGCCCCGAGGUGCACUUCGUGCGCUUCGACAGUCAGUCCAACGAUCUGCCCUGGGAACUGGCCAUGCCGACAACACCCUCGUUGAUUGUCUUCCCUCAGUCAAAGCCGACCGAAUCCGUGGUGUUUCCCAACGAUGUAAGGAUCGAUGUCCAAAGUAUUUUUGCCUUUGUGAUAGCCCAACUGGAACCGGAACAGCAGGUGCGUUCGGUGCUAGUCAGUUGCAAAAGGCGGAUGCGGAACGUGCGAAGCUGUCUGGACUUUGCCCGAAACCUGGUGCUUCAGCACGUCAGUCAGUACCUAAAGUUCUGGGAGAUCUACGAGCGGGAAAGGGACGUCAUACUCUCCCACUUAAAAGAACUUAAUGACCUGCACAUGUCUAUCGAAAGCAGCAUUCGGUUAUAGCGAAAUCCCCCGCAACGGAACCUAAGUUAGUACUUGCUGUUAAAAAUUCCAGGGUAAGCAGCUGCUUGUCAGCUCUUAUGUAGCACGUAAGUCCAAAGUUGUCUCAUCUUAAGAUAUAAAUGUAAAAUAUAAAACUCAUAGAUGUAGCAAGUAACGCAAUAAUAAAAACAAAUCAAUUUAGUUCAA
Messenger RNA from Drosophila ficusphila, 2357 nucleotides. RefSeq lists its product as uncharacterized. Bases 78 to 2171 code for a protein of 697 amino acids. NCBI's taxonomy places the organism in Eukaryota, Metazoa, Arthropoda, Insecta, Diptera, Drosophilidae. The transcript has a single exon. The record is from RefSeq and is a predicted model, not a curated record.